Messenger RNA from Synchiropus splendidus (mandarinfish), 4585 nucleotides. RefSeq names its product calcium-independent phospholipase A2-gamma-like. The transcript is spliced from 9 exons. Gene Ontology annotation, biological process: arachidonate metabolic process. Gene Ontology annotation, cellular component: membrane. The record is from RefSeq and is a predicted model, not a curated record. The coding region runs from base 425 to 2893 and encodes 822 amino acids. NCBI's taxonomy places the organism in Eukaryota, Metazoa, Chordata, Actinopteri, Syngnathiformes, Callionymidae.
CUAUAUUUUGGACUCGAAUGUUAGGUCGACUGCGUCCUCGUCCUAGUUGCGACACCUCCUCUGUUUUGGUUGAGUGAGGGUUCGGAGAAGAGUCAAUAACAGGAUGUAAAGAGGUCCAACUUUCCUGACAUGACCUAUAUAGCGCGGUAGGGUUUAAAUUUCGACUCAAUCAUUGCAUGUUAGCGUGUUAGCCCUCUGUUGAAGCUCAGCAUUUUUACAAUAAUUGUCUGUCAAGUUUGUUGACAACAGUCAUCCUGUUGCUCCUGCCAUUUCUGUUGGUGAUCUGUUGUAUUCCUCAUCGUCGUUGUUUGUUUUUCAGACUUCUUUUUCUCUUUUACUCAUCAUUUUUUGUGGAUCAUCCCCUGGUUCCUUAAAUAAUAGCGUACGUGCCAAAUGGUUUUGGGAACUCCGGACUACGUACAGCAUGACUCAUAAGUGGUCCGGCAACUGGCUUGUAAUCGGAAGAACUUUCUAUUUCCAAGCACAUACAGGUACGACUGCACCAUCACUUCCCUUCUUUCGCCCAAGGGUCCAUUUACUACAGCCCAGCAAAGUUGGAUAUCUCAGAGCAAAGCACUUCCACCACCUAUGGAUCAGAGGUCGCAAGAGAUGGUGUAAAUUUAAUCAGGUCAAACACAAACUUGGAUUUCACACCAACACCUUGUGCUUAAAAACUUCAGCAUCUCGUUGGUCUGCCGGUCUAAGUCAACAUAUGUCACGGGUCAGAAGCACACUUGACACAGUCUCUAAGGCUGUGAGUGGGACUCAUUCAGAACUUCUGUCCAAGUUUUCUAAACUUAAACCCAGUACUGUCAAGGAUGGGAACAAAGUGGAGAGAAUUCCUGAGUCUUCACCACAGGAGGAAAGUGUUGCUCCACCAUUUUCUGUUUCGGACACUUCCAUGGCCCCUGCAUCUGCAACAUCCAAUCCUAAAACGCAGGCUCCUCCUACAUCUGCUGCCACGGUUGAUUCCACUACUACUACCUCAUUUCCACAGACUCACAGUCCUACACAACUUUCCAAACUUUUAACUACAUCGGAUAACAAGGAUCAGAAGCACAAGCGAGUCUCUCCAGCUUCCAAAACUGUUGUUCCAAGGAAACUAGAGGAACUGAAACCAUUAACAAGUGAGGCUGAAAGCAAGAACCAAAGGCCAAAAGAAACUGCAGCACUUUUUCAUCCCAGCACAUUUUCUGUUCACCUGGAUGAAACAUACAAUUAUCUGGCUCAUCACAUCAACUCAUACUUCGGCAGCAGUACAGCAUCUCAGGAAAAGAAAGUGGAGAAUGUUAACGCUUCUGCCUCCCCUGUUGUUCAGAAGAUCGAUGGAUCAGCACCCCCCAAAACCGGUGACUCUGCUGUCCCAGUCCCUGCUCCUUUAUCAAAAAAAGGUUUAGGGCAUUACCUGUCCUACUCUGCUCCUACUGUGCAAGCUUUUGUUGGGAGCUACAUUGCCCCUUUGGUCCCCAAGUUUAGAGCUGGGGAGUUGAAAAGCACCCCUGUAGAAGUGAAGAAGAUGGAGGAUGUGCAUGCUAAACAGCUCGAUGUCACGAUGAACAAGGAAGAGAAGGCUGCGGAGGAGAAAGCCAAGAAACUCCUGAUUCAAAGGGAAAAGAUCAUUGCCAGAGUGAGCGUGGACAACCGUACUCGAGCUCUGGUCCAGGCACUUCACAGAGCCACAGAUGUAAGAGUGUACAUCAGUAGGGUGGAGGACCUGAGCUAUCAUCUUCUCGAGUUUCCUGAAACCCGUGGUGUCGCAGUGAAGGAAAAAGUGAUCCCGUGUCUACUGCGUCUGAUGCAGGCCAAUGAUGCAGGCCUGAGUGCCGCCGUGAGAGAAGCACUUUCACUGGUGGGGUAUCAAAAACCUGUCAAGGGACGUGGUAUCAGGAUCCUGUCCAUAGAUGGGGGAGGCUUAAGGGGCCUUCUUGCUCUUCAGACUUUACACAGACUGGAGACAUUGAGCGGCAAACCCAUUUACAAACUGUUUGAUUACAUUUGCGGCGUCAGCACAGGUGCCAUCUUGGGUUUCAUGCUGGGUGUGUUUCAGAUCUCGCCCAACGAAUGCGACGAUCUCUAUCGAAAGCUGGGGUCUGACGUUUUUAAGCAGAAUGUGAUCGUGGGGACGGUGAAGAUGGGCUGGAGCCACGCCUUCUAUGACAGCGAAGCCUGGGAGAAAGUCCUCAAAGAGAAAAUUGGCUCACACCUCUUGGUGGAGACUUCAAGAAACCCAGAAUGCCCAAAGGUGGCAGCAGUAAGCACCAUCGUGAACAGGGGCACCCCUCUCAAGGCCUAUGUCUUCAGGAACUACAACCACCUGCCCACCGUGCGCUCCCACUACCUCGGGGGCUGCCACCACCAGCUCUGGCAGGCUGUCCGAGCCUCAUCGGCUGCUCCCGGCUACUUCCAGGAGUUCACCUUGGGGAGUGACCUUCACCAGGACGGUGGUCUUCUCAUUAACAACCCCACGGCCCUCGCCAUCCACGAGUGCAAGUGUCUGUGGCCCAACACGCCGCUGGAGUGUGUGGUCUCGCUGGGGACCGGCCGCUUUGAAACCGCUGGCAGAGGCAGCUCCACAUACACCAGCCUCAAGACCAAACUGGCCAACGUCAUCAGCAGCGCGACCAACACUGAGGAGGUUCACGCCAUGCUGGACGCCUUCCUCCCGGCAGACACGUACUUCCGCUUCAACCCUUACAUCAGCGAAGACAUCUCCAUGGAUGAGAGCCGGCAGGAGAAGCUGAACCUGCUGCAGGCCGAGGGGCUGCGCUACCUGGAGAGGAACGAGGAGAAGUUGAAAAAGAUUGCCAACAUCCUCAACCAGGAAAAAAGCUCCGUCCAGAGGAUGGCGGACUGGGCCAGGCUCCGUGCCGACAUGUACCCCGGACUCUUCUAAACCUCCUCUGCUCGCGUGGUACUACGCUAACUACCUUAACUGCACUUAAUCUAAAUGAGCAGCACAUGUUACUCGUCCAGCACUAAAGUCGUCGCAGGCAUGCACGUUUUUCUCAUGGAUUUUAGUGCCAUUUUAUUAAUUUAUGAAAUGGAAUUUUUGUUUUCAUUGAUUUUAAAGAUCCUAGAGUGUUAAAAGACUCUCAGAUCUUAUGUUCCGAUUUAAAAAUGAAACUAAAACCACUGAUUGAGGCAAAAAAAAAGUUUGUUAAUCUUAGUAUUUAAACCUUUUGUUUUUUCACAUGCACUAUUAAUAGUCCACCGGAGGUCUCUUUUGAGCUCCUCCUCAUUCAGACGGACUCAUAGGAACAGUAUUUUCAAGUCCAGAUUGAACGUGAAACCUCUUGUCAUUCUGUCUGACCUCUGGCCUCGCCCUCGAACUCUUAAAAAUGUUCCGUCCGAUCUGUCUUCGUCUGCUGAUCUGAGGUCAGGUCAUGGCGUCUGGCUGAGAAUUCUGAUCUCCACUCGCAGGUCUGUGCUUCUCACCGUGCAGCUGAUAAUGAGGGAUCCUGGUGGAACCCCUGAACCACUUUACCUGACCAAGCUUGUUCAAUGGCUGACACAUGACAGCUUCUGACAAUGGUGCUAGUACGAACAGAGACUCAUUCUUUUCAUUAGGACGCUGUGAUUCAGUCCGCUCUGGAAUCAUCUGGUCAGCAUCCAAAUGCACUAGAGGGUGUGGAGUGUUCUCACCUGGUCCACGUGUGUCUCCUCAUCAAAUGUUGUUCUCGUUGCAGGUUGUUCUCUAGGAGUAAGUUGUCUUUGGUACCCCCCGAUCCUUAACCUUCAAGAGAACUAUGGGCAGACCCUACUGUUACAUGAAAUCACAUGACCUGCCAUGCGACCCACGGGGAUAUCGUUGGAGGAUGUGACUCACUCUAUCAAGAGUUUUUAAUGCUGUCAGUCGAGCAGUUUAGCAUCAACCACAGCAUCACUUCGUAUCAUAAAUGAUCCAGUGAGCCAGACACAUUUAUGUACACAAACAUUUUAUUUUUUGAAACAGAACAAGGUUGAUAAAACAGAUUUAUUUUUAAAAAUGAGCUUUAGUGGAACAUAGUGAGGGGAUUCUGAGUCACACGACAAGGUUUUUAUGUAUCAGCAUGUUGGAAGGAGCCGAUCAUGAAGCAGACAGAAAUCUCCAGAGUUGUGUUCGGAAGGUACACGCAAGUGAGAGAAGGAUUACAGCAAUGGUUGGGUUAGGGUUAGGGUUGGGUUUUAAAUUUAAAAAAUGAUUUGUUUCUUGAGACACAGAUGGAUCGUUCUCCAAGUUUAUGACGUGCACCUGUUUGAAGCACUUUUAUCCUAAAUUCUCGCCUCUUCACCAAAUCCUCUCCCCCUCCUUCUUAGCUUCAAGUGCUGUAUCUCAAUCCUCUCGGCUGUUUGAUGUUAUCUGUGGAAAACUGUUUGUUAGUGAAAGGACUUGCACUAAGGCAGAUGGCUGCGCAGCAGCGUGAAGUUUCUUAUGGCGCAGCUCUGGUCAAGUACUGUAAUAACUGAUGUGUCCGUCUCAAGGGGUCAGGACUGGUUAUGCAAACUGCCAUGAUUCCACGGUUCCUCCUGUCGGUUCAGUGUAAAGACAUUCUGAGAGUGUGUGUGUGUAAUUAAACCCAUCACUGAAGCACCAUGAUCUGCGCCU